Molecule: messenger RNA, 1892 nt
Organism: Theobroma cacao (cacao)
Lineage: Eukaryota; Viridiplantae; Streptophyta; Magnoliopsida; Malvales; Malvaceae
Source: RefSeq, a predicted model, not a curated record
AUGGGUUUGAAGUACGGCGGGUCCUCAUUGAGGUUUCUUCUACUUGUUUUUGUAGCUGAAUUUGCUUUUCAUGGCUUCACCUACGGAGAGAAAGCUCCUAAUUAUAGCUUUAUCCAAGAAGCAACCUCUGCUCCAACAGUCUCAUUCUACGACUACAUAAUCAUUGGUGGAGGAACUGCAGGCUGCCCAUUGGCUGCAACUCUGUCUCGAAAUGCAACCGUUCUAGUCUUGGAAAGAGGGGCGUCUCCAUAUGUCAACACGACCAAGAUAAGGAUAGAGAACGCUUUGUCUACUCUUACAGACACCUCUCCCGAUUCAUUCUCUGAACCGUUCAUCUCCGAGGAUGGAAUCGUUAACAUCCGAGCACGAGUGCUCGGCGGUGGAACAGUGAUUAACGCAGGGUUUUACUCCCGUGCGGAAACAUUCUUCUUGAAGCAAAAUGGAUUGAAUGAAGCAUUAGCAAAUGAUUCAUACGAGUGGGUUGAAAGGAAGUUGGUAUCCAAGCCAGUCCUAUUGCAGUGGCAAUCUGCGGUGAGAGAUGGGUUGCUUGAAGCUGGGGUUUUGCCAUAUAAUGGGUUUACGUAUGAUCAUAUUAUUGGGACUAAAACUGGUGGAAGUAUUUUCGAUGAAAACGGAAACAGACAUACCGCAGCUGAUUUGCUUGAGUACGCUGAUCCAAAUAGCAUUAAGGUUUACUUGCAUGCUGUUGUGCAGAAGAUCACGUUUACAACAACAGUUGGAUUGAGGCCAAAAGCUCAGGGGGUGAUCUUCUACGAUGCACAAGGAGUAAAGCACACGGCAUUCUUGAAAAAUGAAUCCAUGAGUGAGAUAAUUUCAUCAGCAGGUGCAAUUGGAAGUCCACAAUUGUUAUUGUUGAGUGGUAUUGGGCCCGCCCCUCAGUUGGAGGCACUUGGUAUCAAGGUGGUGCUAAACCACGCCAUUGUGGGUCAAGGGAUGGCUGACAAUCCAUUAAACGGUCUUAUAAUUCCUUCUCCUGUGCCUGUUGAGCUCUCACUCGUGAUAAAUGCGGGCAUCACCAAAUUGGGUAAUUAUAUAGAAUUUGCCAGUGGAUUUGAUUUUUCUGCCCUCUCUGUUGCUCAGAGUCCUGCCAACUUGAAUCAGACUGGAGAAGCAAUGGCUAAUUCACCAGCAAAUCUUGGGUUUAUUUUCGAGAAGUUCAAUGGUCCAAUCUCAAAGGGUUAUCUUGAGCUUCAAAGCACAAAUGUGAGUGACAACCCUAAGGUUAGGUUUAACUACUUCCAAGCACCUGAGGACUUAAGGAAGUGUGUCCAAGGAAUGAAAACCGUCAUCAAAGUUGUGGAUUCCAAAUCAUACUCGAGAUUCCGUGACAACAACACAACAACACAAGAUCUUCUAAACAUGAUGGCUAGCAUGCCCUUGAACCUGAGACCAAAACAUCCUAAUUCUACAGCUUCCCUAGAACAAUACUGCAUAGACACUGUCAUGACCAUUUGGCAUUAUCAUGGAGGGUGCCAAGUUGGAAAGGUUGUUGAUCGAGAUUACAAGGUCCUUGGUGUGGAUAGGCUCAGGGUUAUAGAUGGUUCUACCUUCAGUUUCUCCCCUGGGACUAAUCCUCAAGCUACACUUAUGAUGCUCGGAAGAUAUAUGGGACGAAGGAUUUUAGAAAAUAGAGGAAAAUGAUCCAAUCUAGUUUCAUGCAAGCAUGCAUAAUAAUUUCAUUUCGAGGAAAAUGAAACGGGAAACAGGAAAAUAUGUCAGAGGGAACAUAUCUAAACUUUUGCAUGCUUGGAGUUCGAUUUUUUUAUGUGUUUAAUAAAAUAUAUAUUUAAUAAUCACGUGCUUUACAUGUGACGGUUUGAUGUGGACAAGCAUGCGGGUGGCACGUGAUGAAAUAAAGCUUGUCAAUUGGC